This is a messenger RNA of Uloborus diversus, 575 nucleotides long. RefSeq names its product voltage-dependent anion-selective channel protein 2-like. NCBI's taxonomy places the organism in Eukaryota, Metazoa, Arthropoda, Arachnida, Araneae, Uloboridae. The transcript has 5 exons. The record is from RefSeq and is a predicted model, not a curated record. The annotation marks the transcript as partial. Gene Ontology annotation, biological process: monoatomic anion transmembrane transport. Gene Ontology annotation, molecular function: voltage-gated monoatomic anion channel activity. Gene Ontology annotation, cellular component: mitochondrial outer membrane.
UCAAUAACUGCAACCGUCCUUUCUUGGCGUUUUCAGUCUUUCAGUCCUUCAUUUAACCUCUCAAUCAAAUACUCGUUUUACCUGGAGAAUAAUACUGUUUUAAUUGAAAUAUUUUGUAGUAAAAUUGUUUAAUCGACAUAAAAGAUGGCACCACCAUGUUUUGCUGAUCUUGGAAAGCAAGCAAGAGACAUUUUUAGCAAAAACUAUCAUAUUGGUGUGACAAAGUUGGAUUGUAAAACCAAAACUAGCACUGGUGUAAAUUUUGCUGUUGUUGGAACCUCAAACAAUGAUACAGGAAGAGUGAAUGCCUCUCUAGAAACAAAGUACUUGUUCAAAGAUUACGGUGUUACAAUUAAAGAAAAGUGGAAUACUGAAAAUAUACUUUCUACUGAUGUUGCUGUUGAAGAUCAGUUUGUCAAGGGCUUGAAGUUAAAUUUAGACAGUAGUUUUGCUCCACAAACUGGGAAAAAAGCUGGAACAAUUAAAACAGCCUAUAAAAAUGAUCAUGUUCAUUUGAAUGGAGAUGUGGAUAUAGAUCAAAGUGCUCCCCAAUUUCAUGGUGCUGCAGUUUUGAA